This is a messenger RNA of Staurois parvus, 345 nucleotides long. The record is from the annotation of a GenBank genome assembly. Lineage: Eukaryota; Metazoa; Chordata; Amphibia; Anura; Ranidae.
UCAUGCUGCUGCCAGGUCCAGAGUCUCUCAUGGGUCCCUGUACGGCCUCCCAUUGCUGCUGUCUCCAUCGCCACACUCUGCCAUGUGCCACUUUCAGGUCUCCUCACACUGCUGGUGUGUUCCAUUUUUUGUCAUAGGGUGCUGGCAGAUUACGGGCCUCCCAUAGCUGCUGCCAGGCCCCUAAUCUGCCAUGGGCCCCUAUACCGCCUCCUCAUGCUGCUGCCAAGUCCAGAGUCUCUCAUGGGUCCCUGUACGGCCUCCCAUUGCUGCUGUCUCCAUCGCCACACUCUGCCAUGUGCCACUUUCAGGUCUCCUCACACACUGCUGGUGUAUUCCAUUUUUUGU